This is a messenger RNA of Drosophila willistoni, 5204 nucleotides long. It is a transcript of the gene mfr, whose product is annotated as otoferlin. NCBI's taxonomy places the organism in Eukaryota, Metazoa, Arthropoda, Insecta, Diptera, Drosophilidae. The coding region runs from base 1 to 5082 and encodes 1693 amino acids. Gene Ontology annotation, biological process: plasma membrane organization. The transcript is spliced from 13 exons. The record is from RefSeq and is a predicted model, not a curated record.
AUGGAAAAUUGUUUUGCCGGAGCACCACAAGAGUUUCUCGUCUGCAUCACAGUGCACAAGGCGUCCAAUGUGGGCGUGCCUUCGGGUGAUUUGUAUGUGAAAGUCAGUAUGGAUAAGAUGACCAAGAGUACAAAAACCUUUACGAAUAGCGAAAAUCCCUUCUUCAAUGAGUACUUUGUCUUUGAGUUCCAUUGCACUCUGACAGAGUUAUUACGUCUAACCAUACUCUUCGAAUUAAAGAAAUCAAUGACAUACAAAAAGAAUCUGAUUGUGGGUGAACUCUUGGUCGAUUUGCAUAGUGUUUGGAACCAACCGUAUCAUAGUUAUUUUAAAAAAUGGGGUCGCCUGGAGACACCAAUUGGGGCGAAGGGUGAAGGUGUUAGUGUAUUGGAAUCGCAUGGACAUUUACAAAUCGAUUUGGCCAUCGUAUCACAGCAUAAUGUCUUUCUAAGUGCCAUCAAACCGGAUGAUGCAGAAGAGUUGAAAAAGCCUCUAGUCGAACCGGACUAUGAGGAUAUCGAGAGCAAUUUGUUGCAGCAUUCGAGCAGCUUAAUGCCAAGUAAUAUACGUUACUUUAUUGGCCUGUAUCGGGGAUACUUUAGGAAGAAGGGUAACUACAUGAUACAAGUAUCGUUCGCUGGCUUCAAUGGCAAAACUCAAGUGGCUAAGCAAACAACGACACCGAUAUGGAAUCAUGAGCUGACCUUUGCCUGGAUGUAUCCCUCAUUGUCGCAACGUUUUCUUAUUCUAAUCUUUGCCCACGAGCAUAUGCAAUGGAAAUGUGUUGCCGAUUAUGAAAUAUCCUUCGAGGAGAUUGCCUUGAAUGCUAAACCUUCUUUGGGUCCCACCUAUUUGCAUUUCUAUGAUCCCGUAAACCCUUUAAACUAUAUUGGACGUCUGCUAAUGGAUUUACGUUCCGAAUUUAUGGCUGAGGAGCAACCUUCGCAUGUUCUGAUUACCCAGAGUAUAGCCGGUCUCGAUGAGUCACGAUAUUGGCGGGAUGACAUAUUUUUGAUAGAGUUUUUACCCCUCAUGGGCGAUCACAUUCACACCAAUGCCAAUAAUUAUAAAUUAUCUGUUAGUCUUGCUGAGCACACUUCAAAUAUUGUGGAGGGUCAAUUAAAGACGCCAAUGGGUAAAUUUCACACCACGAUUCAUACGAAAUACUUUCGUCAGGAGGCUCCCUAUCCGUCUUGCUUAUUUCGCGUGCGAUUGCCGAAUCAUCGUUCUAAAUACGAUAGCGAUUAUUUUAUGACUGAUCUGGUUAAUUAUAUGAGUGCCGAGGUGGAAACAUUCAAAGUGUUUCAACUAAAGUUCACACAUCAGUACGAAAGUCAGGCCAAGUGUCUCAAGUCGAUUAUAACGGAUGUAUUGAAUAAAAUCAAAGAGGGCAUCAGUUCUCAUCGUUUUGAAAUCGAUGCGGAUACCCAACGUACCACCUGGGACAUCAAUCGACAGCUUUAUCUCUUGAACUAUUUCACCAAGUUGUCGCAGGAGCUACGCGAACUCAGACACACUCUUCGUUGUUGCUUCCGAGAAGUUAGUUUGGAUGAAUCGGUGUCGGAUGUUGUGCUGGAAUUGCAACGUUUAAUUGGCGAGGUCAAUUCACUAAUCAAUACGCUGCGUGUCCAAGAUGAAUGGCCCGAACUCAUUCUGACCCUAAGUGCUGCCGGCAAGGAAGUUGGUGUCUGUCGCCUCAAUGCCAAGCAUUUUCUGAAGCCCCAUCCCAAGAAGCAGAGUCCUUUGGCCAGCAGUCAAUGCUGGAAGGUCAAGAGUUUCGUGUUCAGGAGUGUUGCCUGUAAUCACAGUUGUGCGAAUUGUGGCUGCAAUGCAGCCAUUAUACUUGGCUGUAUAUCGAUUGUUAUCGAGCGGGAGCGCAAAGAAUUCUUGUCCAGCAUAGCAUCCGAAUGGACAUUGACAAAAGAGGAGCCCGUGGCCUGGCAACCAAAGGUGCGGCAAACCCGUUUCCGUUGCCAAGUCUAUGUGCAUCAGGCCAAAGUUCGGCCAACUGCCGACAAAAACAAUUUCUGUGAUGGAUACUUGAGAACACUCUUUGGAGAGCAGGUUGCCGAAACGUAUACAUCGCCUGGCACACAUUCGCCCAUUUGGAAUGCAGUGACCACCCUCAAGGGAUUGACUUUGCCGGGCAGCAUCGGUUGGUAUUUGCAAAAUCCGCCCGUGUUCUCGAUGGAGUAUCGAAAUACAGAGCGAACAUCGAACGACGAUCAUGUGGCGAAGGGUUAUAUUACGGCGAGUGUGAUAAGUGCCGAGGAUCAUGUCAGGAAUACGGAACGGGAGGAAGCUGCAGCUGGCCUCUGCUGGACACGAAGUCCCGUACAAAAGUUUCAGCGAUUGAAACACAUCACACCGCCGCCUUUGAAAUGGCUGCCAGUGGCCCUAAAAGGUAUCGUAUGGGCCGAGGUUCUAAUGUCUGUCGAAUUGAUUGAGCUUGUUCAUCAAAAGCCAGAGGAAAAGGAUGUUAUUUUAGCCACUGGCAUACCAGCAGCUAUACGACCCAAUAUGCUAUACUUUGCGUUGGAGGUAAUUUUCGUGGGAUUUCGUAGCUAUGGCAAAACGAGUUUGGGUUCGGCUGGCAAGCGACGUGCCAAAGUCAUGAUGGGUGAUCUCGUCCUAAUGAGUGGUCUAUCUGGGGCUACCACAAAAAACAGCAUCAAUUUCAUUGCGUCCUAUGCUUGCGGUGUUGUGAGUUUACCCGAUCAGCAGGAAUAUUGGCCAGCCAUGAUAGCAGCUGAUGUUAUACUCUCUGGCUUUGGUCAUGAAUCCACUGUGGGUGUUGCUUUAAUACCAAAUUUAACCAGUUUUCUACUUAAGAACAAGAUCACAAUGUGUGUACGGAAAAAGGAGAUAAACGACGAAGACGACAACAACGACAACAACGACGACGAUGAUAAUAAGGAUGAAGAUGUAGAUCGAGAUUCAAUUGAUACGACCACCACUUUGAGUUUGGAUUCAGACAGCAACGAAGACGACGAUGAUGAUUCGACUGAUGUAGACGAUGGGGAGGAGAAUGAAGAAGAUGCAUCACCUACCAAGGUAAAAAACUGCUGGAUGCGCCUUCUGUUAGCUCUUGGCUUGCGUCCAGCUGCCUAUGCCAAUCGACGUGCUCUCCGAUUCGAGGAUGAUUUACCUCAGGAUCCCCAGCAAAUAGAUGAUAGUCAGUUCACGUGGUGGACCAAAUUCUAUAACUCCAUGUAUAUCGAAUCAUUAGACAGAUCCGAUCAAUAUAAGCAUCGUCUGAUUAUCUAUCCCAAUGAGCUGGAAAGGCAGCCUCAAUUCAGUUAUCUUGUGGAUUGGGCAGUUCCUGUUCAUUUGACCCAUGGAUUGAAGAUGAAGAAGCUAUCGGGCCCACACAAAGAAAAUAUCUAUGCCACAUUGAAGCUGCACAUCAAACUUACUCCAUGUAAAAUUCAAACCACCAAUAAUAGGAUUGGCGGUGGCGGGGGCGGUGACGGAGGCGGUGACGGAGGCGGUGACGGAGGCGGAGACGGAGACGGUGCUAAUAAAUUACGACCACUGCCCACCACAUUAGGUCCACGCUAUCAAAAAAUGAUCAAAUCGCUAGCCGAGGCUGUGAAGGUUAUGGUUAGAAUUUAUGUGGUUCAGGGCUUACAGCUGAGGCCACGUGACAGAAAUCAAAACUCUGAUUGCUUUGUCAAACUCACGUUGGGUGCCAAAACCGUGUCGGAUAGUGCCAACUAUAUAGCCAAUCAAAGUAAUCCCAUAUUUGGUAGAUUUUUCGAACUGGAGGCCACUCUACCCGGGGAUCAUAUGCUACAGAUAGUUGUCUAUGAUCACGACAAAUUGAGAGACGAUAUCAUUGGUCAUACUCGCAUCGAUUUGGAGGAUCGUUGGCGUUCCAAACAUCGGGCAACUGUCGGCAUUGCCCAUGAGUUUAGCAGGCAGGGUUAUAAUCUCUGGCAUGAUAUACGAUUGCCAUCGGAAAUAUUAUUGGAAUUAUGUCAGCAAAGGGGCAUACAGGCACCCUACUUUUAUGGCAAGGUGAUUGAAGUUGAUGGCAUGCUCUUUGGCGACGAGACAAUAAUAUGCAAGAGUGAGGAACUGCAGGAACGUCUCAGUUUGACUGUGCUGAAAAAUCUCGAUAAACUACCAUCAUUUGGCUAUAAUCUAGUGCCCGAGCAUGUUGAGACUCGUUCGCUCUACCGCGAUGAGCAUCCCAACUUGGAGCAGGGUAAACUUCAGCUAUGGAUUGAACUGUAUGAGUCCAACAUGUACAUGCCACAGCCUGUUGAUAUUGCCCCCAUACCUCCCACUGGCUACGAGGUGAGGGUUGUGGUCAAAAAUCUAAGCGGAAUACAGUUGGGCGAUAGAAAUGUUUUUGGCAAAUUAAUGAGCGACAUUUAUGUAAUUGGCUGGUGCCAGGAUGCGAAAAGGCAGCAAUCAACCGAUAUCCAUUACCGCUCAUUUGCCGGCGAUGCGGCUUUUAAUUGGCGCAUGAUAUUCCCCAUGAAAUACUCUGCAAACGAGGAUAUGAUGGUAAUACGUCGUAACAGCGGACUGGAAGAGUUUGAAAUCAAAAGGCCACCCAUUAUCUAUUUGCAAGUUUGGGAUAAAGAUCUAAUGAGCAAAGAUGAUUAUUUAGGGGCCUUGGAAUUGAAUUUAUCCAACAUGCCGAUGCCAUAUGCCACAGAGAGGCAAUGCAGACCAUAUCCAAUUAAGCGCAAACGUUUGAAUCUCUUCACACAGAAAGCCAUCAAGGGCUGGUUUCCGUUGAAAAGUCGUACACAACCGCAGCCCGGUUUGCCGCUUAGCCCCAUGAAAGGCAAAUGCCAAUUGGACAUCGAGAUCUGCUCUGAGGUGGAGGCGGCGAAUUCACCCGCUGGUCUGGGACAUGAUCCGCCCUUGGCUUUGGAAAAGCCUUAUCGGCCUGAUACAACAUUCAAUCCGUUGACGCAUCCUUUCAAAUCCUUCAAGCACAUCCUCUGGCCCGUCAUACGCAAAUACGUUCUAUGGACAGCUCUAAUUGUGAUCAUUGUUAUGGGUUUGAUUUUCUUCGUGUCCAAUAUACCAGGCAAACUAAUGUCGUCCAUGCCAUUGAAGUGAACCCUCCCACCGCGCCCUCCUUUCAUUGGCUUCCUCCAUUGAGUUGUGUGUGUGUUUAUUCCGUUUUGUUUGUUUUAAGUGUUGUGAAAUAAAUUAUCAUGCUUAUUGCCAGUCGUCACUAA